This is a messenger RNA of Salvelinus namaycush (lake trout), 2280 nucleotides long. RefSeq names its product cilia- and flagella-associated protein 46. Lineage: Eukaryota; Metazoa; Chordata; Actinopteri; Salmoniformes; Salmonidae. The transcript is spliced from 18 exons. Bases 1 to 2127 code for a protein of 708 amino acids. The record is from RefSeq and is a predicted model, not a curated record. Gene Ontology annotation, biological process: axoneme assembly; cilium movement involved in cell motility.
AUGCAGCAGGCCGUCUCCGUACAGGAACAUGUGGUUCUGAACGCUCAAAGCCUGUUCCCAUCACAAGAGUGUCAGCCCUUGUCUCUCCCAGCCACGAGGAGGCUGUUGCGGGUCAGACUGGCUCUGGCUGAGCUGUCCUUAGCCAUGCUGGAACAGGUGUGUGCUGAGGAGAACAGACUUGCCCUGGCCCAGGACAGGAAAGCCUCUGUGGAGAGAACCGUGGAGGAGUUUGUACGCAUUACACCAGACCUCGGAUCUGUAGAGCAGGAGUGGAUAACUACAGGGAGGACCCUGGGGCAGGUGGCUUUGAGCCAGCUGGCCACAGUCAACUUCCUGUCCCUUGACUGUUUGGAGACCAGAGCCAGCUCUCUGAGCCUGAUGGGGAAAUGCCUGAGGCUGCUAGCCAUGCAGAGAGACCCGCUCUACCCCUUCACCCUCUGGGAUGGACACAACCUGGAGGAGGACCGGUCAGAGUCUAAAGCCAGCCCUGAGGAGGAGGAGGAGUUAACCGGAGAGAAUGGCCGAGAGUCAAGCAGAACGGAGCCCAGACAGUAUGCAGCCAAAUAUGCUGAGUUGCAGAGAAGAAGACGUUCUGCCCAGCAGCUUCUGGCUCAGGCCAGUGAGACUUUAGCACAGGCCGUCAGCCUCUGCCUCCAACACAAACUCCCCAGCUCCAUCCUCUCAGAAGCCUGUCUCAAUAUGCUGGAGUGUCACGGACAGUUUGACCCCUGUGCCACUGGUCAAUACCUAGCCCUGCUCCAGAGCUGCUCCUGCACGGCUAUGAUGGCUGACAUUCUAAGAUCUGCUUGCACUGACGCUCGUGUGUCCCAGCUCUCUGCGCUACUCAACUUACACAGCAACCUGCUCCCCUCACAGGAGGAGACCCCCACUAGUCUGCUGAAGGGAGUGGAGGACUCACUCAAUGGCCUCUCCAAGACCUACAGCCACCUGACCAUCAACCCAAGUCACCUGAGUCUCCUGGGAGAGCUGCCCUCUAACCUGAAGAUCCUGCUGCUUCAGCACACACAAGACAGACACCAGACGCCAUCAAUUUCCAUCCCGGAGUCCAUCCGGCCCAAAGAAAAGGAGGAGAAAGCAGGCCUAGAUAAAGGUCUAGCGGUGGGGUCUCCUGCAGAGCUCGGGGAGUAUGUCGUGCUCCUGGCCGACUGGAUGCUCAUGGAACUACCACUGGAAGCGUUGGCAAUCCUGCAAGAAGAGGGGCUGAGCUCUGUAUCUCGUGACUUCUCACUGCAACUCCUCCACACUCGCCUGCAGAGAGAGGAACCAGUUGAAAGUGACAACAAAAAGGAGACCAAAGGUGGAAAGGGAGCCAAGGGGAAGGUAGAUCAAAGCAAAGCCAUCAAAAUGGUGCCGGUCAGUCGUGUCUUGCCUCCCAACACCCUCCCAGUAGACACACACAACUUCAAAUAUAUCAUAGACCCUUACAACGAAGAGGAAUAUGAAGGCAGCAGCCUGACAGAGAGGAUGAAGAGGACUUUGGAGGCAUACAGCCAGCAGUUCACCCCACUGUGGGAGGGCUUUUUGGGAAGUGAACACACUCCCAGUCUCGCAGAGCUGGAGCAGCUGCUGACAAACUGCAGUGCUUUCAUCUUCCAUGGAAUGGAGCGCUUUCUCGCUAACAUCCCACCAUCCAAGCUGGCUGCCCUCAACCUUUCUGAGUGCCAGAUGGCUGUCCUUUUCGACCUCGUCCAGAACAGCGCCAGCAUGCUACGGCAAUCCAAGCUAGAUGUGCAAAAGAGUGAUGGGCACCUGGCCCUGGAGAGGCCCCUGGAGACAGUCCUGCUACUCACUCUGAGUGGCGUCCGUUGUGUUCUGCUCAACCAGUGGCACAGCAGCCCCCAGAGGAACAUAAAUAACAUGGACUCCGUCAUGGAGAAUCUCCUGAGGGUGGGCCUGACCUCUGGCCAGACUGUCCAUGCACUGAGGAAGGGAGAAGUCCAGAGGACAGAGAAAGACACAAACACUGCAGGAUCAGUUGAUGCCAUAUGCCAUGAGGAUUCGGUAAAUAGAGAUGGGAAUGCACAUGAUGCUCAACCAAGAUUGACCACUUCACCAUCAGCCUUCAAUUGUGUCGUCUAUGGACUGCCUAACUUAGUUAUUACAUGAGCCGCUUCAGUCCCUCGUGACAUUCCUUCAAAUUUAAGGAUAAUAUUAAAAUUGUUUUAUUAAAAGAAAACAUCAACACAAUGUCAUCUAAUAACACAGUUAUUCCUAAGGCUGUACAAUUACAAACAGAUCCCAAAAAUGCAUUAGCCAAGA